UCCUAUAAUUUUUAGUGAUUGUUUUAAGUUAUUAAUAAGUGUAAAAAACAUUGUUAGGUUAGGAACUAGACGUUAUAAAAAAUUAUAUUUCUCAUUUAUGUCAUUUAAAAUACAAUACAGUAAAUAUGGAUUUCGUAAAACGAGAAGAUAACAAUAUUUUCGAUGAAGAAACCUACAAAAUGUACUUGGAAACUUUGCAGAAAUCACAUAUGAUGGACACAACAGAUUACCAACACACUGCAAUAUCUAUGGAACAGCUCCACCAAGCCAUGCAGACAUCCCUGAAUUCCAGUUCGCUAGUUCACAACUUCCAAUUACCAUUAUCACCGAGACAAAUGUCCACUCUCAUGCUAAAAACCAACCACAUCACACGAUCAUUAAAUUUCAACGAGCUGCCAUCUCAUUUACCAAAAAAUCUGACCAUGGAAAUGGAAUUGAUUUCUCUACCUAACGACUUGCCACAUAAUGUACGUCAUGAUGACAUGUUAACACAAAAUCUGUCCCGGAAUCUUGAUAUAACCCUAGCACGGUCGUUGAAUAAUGAUUUGGAAUUGCAGAACACUCUUUCGCACGUUCAAAGCUUACAAGACCAUGAAAUAUCAAGAAAUAUUGGUGCUGAGUUAAAUCAUGGCCUAAGUAGAGUCAACGACUUAUCACAAAAUAUUGGUCGUGAGCUACCACAUGAGCUUGGUAAUGAAAUUGAUUUAUCACAUUUGAGUCGACAAAAUUUGGAACCUGAUGUAAUUUUAACGCAAGACGAUUCAAGAAGAAGUCACUCUGUUCAAGCUGCCGUAGAUAGUCAUUUAUUGGAGCAGCAGUUGGUACAUAGGUUGGAGCAAAACAUGGCCUUCAGAUUGGAUCAAACCUUAGAUAGACUAGAUCAACCAUUGACGCAACGCAUUGACCAAACAUUAGCACAGAGAUUAGAUCAGAAUUUACCACAAAGAUUGGAUCAAACAUUGGCUCAGAGGCUGGAUCAAAGAUUAUUUAAUUCAAACUUAUUGCAUGAACAAAAGCUGGAACCAAAUGAACAUUUGUAUUCAGUGGCAUGUCAUAUUAAAUCGGAACAAGAGGAUGAUGGCUAUUUUUAUGAUAAUAUAAAUCAAGGCAUGACUAGUGCUGGAAUAAACGGUGAAAUUCCUCAGCAGGCGGACCACAAUCAGCCGAGUUCGAACCUCCAUCACGAUCAAAUAUACUCCUUAUAUAACAACCAAAUACCCAUUCCGGCUCUGAAUCCCAUAGAUUUAUAUUCCCGCCAACAAAAUUACGUCCAGAACUAUAUCACUGAAGUUUCCCGUGAAAAUCCUCAAAACUUGGUCGUCCAUAGACAAUUUGACAACUCGAGCCCGUACACGGAGGAGUUUAAAAAGUUACGUCAAGAUGGGGAAGGCGGGAAAAAGGAGUCGAAAAACGAAGAACCGAAGGAAAAUCUGAAACCAAACGAUCAGAAUAAGAUGUACUACGAAUAUUCGAAUGAUUAUAUAAUUGCUGAAAAAAAUGAAAACGACGCGAGUUCGAAUAACAAAAUACCGGAAGAGUUGUCGAUGGGUAUAAAGGGCGAAUAUGUUUGUUACAAGUGCAACGAAAUUUUUCCAUCGAAACGUCUAUUGAAACAGCACGCGAAAACGUGUGAGAACGGCGAGAACAGUGAAUUAGAAAAGUUAGGUAAAUUUAGUUGUAGCCAAUGCGCUUAUCGGUGUCAGUCGCCGGCGAUAUUGAAAAUACACGAACGAACACACACCGGCGAGAAACCGUACGCGUGUACGUUCUGUGAUUACAAAUCGGGUCAGAAGAAUAACGUCGCAAAACACAUACUUGUGCACAUGAAACAAAAACCUUUCGGUUGUCAAUACUGCGACUAUCGUUGCGCUCAGAAGAAUAACUUGGUCGUACACGAGAGGACUCACACCGGUUACAAACCGUUCGCGUGUCCGUUCUGCGAUUACAGAACGGUACAGAAACCAAACUUAGUCAAACAUAUGUAUUUGCACACAGACCAGAAGCCUUUCAGCUGCGACAUGUGUAAUUAUAGAUGUGUGCAGAAAACUAACCUAACGAAACAUAAACAGAGGCAUAUGAAUGAGAAGGACGGUGACAAAGUUGAAACCAAAGCUCCGGUCAAGCCUUACAAGCCGAGACAGAAGUCUGUCAAGUGUCCGCAUUGCUCGUACAGAUGUGUGCAGAAGUCCAGUUUAGAAAAACAUUUGCAAUUCAAACAUAGUGAUAUAAAUAGUGAUAAUGUUGAUAACGAUUGUGGUUUGAACUUAAUGAAGACGAAUGCAUGUGACAGUAUACAGAACUUGAGUGUUAAGAAGGUUGACUGCGAUGUGCCUCAAGAUAAAGUGCUGGAACCUUUGCCGUUACAGUCAUAGCAUCGUUUUUAGUGUAUAUAAUUUUUUUUCAAUUAAGUGUGACGAAAGUUAAUUAUGAGUCCUAUACGGUUUCCAUAUGUUUGCGUAUGGAAUGGUGCAAAUGUCUUAUUUUUGCUACAUAGUUAGGUGAAUUAUAAAAUGAUUGUGUGAUUUAAAUGCGGUGUACUUAUAACGUUAAUGCUCUCUUAUCUGUGUUUUUUUUUAUUGGGUGUAUUAUAUUUAGUCAUUUUUUUUUUUAUUUACACAAUAUAUUAUGGUAGCAUUGUUACAGAUUUGUAAAACAUUAUACCAUUUAAGUCUAUGAUGGCAUAGACAAUUUUCUUAUUUUUAUUCUCAUACAAAUUCGAUUGUCGUACAAAUGUUCAGUCGAAUAUCACAUUAUUCAAGCAAAUGUACUAUUAAACUUUUGAUGUCCUGGAAUUGAAAUUUAUUAUAAGCUAGUCAAUGAUUGAGGUUUCUUUAUAAUCUUGAUAUGUUUUUUAUCAAGUAAUUGGAUUGACAAAUAAUUAUACGUAAAUUUAUUUUUACAAUUAAUUGUGCUCAAGAUUGUUUUACAAUAAAAUAAGUAGACUCACGUUUAUAGAGAUAGAUGUGCGAUAUUGUAAAGCUACAAUCACACCUGUGUUUUAUUUGAUGAAUGUGUUCAUUUAUUAUAUUUAAUUUUUUACUAUUACUGUCAAAAUGACUACUGUAUAUCUUAUGGAGUAUUAAUGUUUCAUGUUGAUCGGAGGCAAGCACCAUUGAAUUUUCACAUGCUUAAUUUGUAUUGAGUUUUGACUACAUGAAAAUUUUGUAUUCAGUGAAAUAAUAGUUUUUCUUUUAAGUUAAAGUAAACUAACAAUAUAGAAUUUUUAAGAAAUGAAUGUAUAGGAACUUAUUUUGGUGUGGUACACAGGUGUGGCUAAAGCUUUACGGUGAUGAUGCAUAGUGAAGUGUGUUCGAUUAAUCCAUUUAAAGUCUGGGGACCUAGAUAAAGUCAACUAUGUCAUUUUUAGAAAAGGCCUACAAAUAUUUUUAAAUGGUAUUUGUUUUUUGAUUUAUCAAGUAAUCAACAAUUAUUGACGAAUUGAAUUGAAUUAUUUAAAUGAAGGCGAAGUCAAAAU
Molecule: messenger RNA, 3475 nt
Organism: Nymphalis io (European peacock)
Lineage: Eukaryota; Metazoa; Arthropoda; Insecta; Lepidoptera; Nymphalidae
Product: transcriptional repressor CTCF-like
Exons: 3
Coding region: 126-2372 (748 amino acids)
Biological process (GO): regulation of DNA-templated transcription
Molecular function (GO): DNA-binding transcription factor activity, RNA polymerase II-specific; RNA polymerase II cis-regulatory region sequence-specific DNA binding
Source: RefSeq, a predicted model, not a curated record